CGAUCUGUGCGGUAAAAUCCAAAAUUGUUAUGGAGUAUCCCCCAAAAGGAAAUGUCAUUGCUUUAAAUUUUGCUGAUCAAGCCCGCGCCCUUCAUCCUACUGAACCUGAAUGGAUAAUCGUUUGGCUAAAAGCUAAAGGAAGAGUAAGGCGUUAUGGCCAAUCAUUUGCAAUGCCAGGGGAUGAUGAAAUAGAUGCCGCAAAAAUGUUAUGCUCAAUAAAAAGGAAUCCUAGUCAUUUAAUUAGAGCUUCUCAACUAUAUAAUGAAGCAGGAUAUAUUAAUAAAUUGAAAAACAACCAUAAUGAAUCGACUAAAUUUUUUAAGCUUUCGUCUGACAUCAUUAAAAUAUCAAUUGAAUUGGUCAACGAUGAUGUAAAUCAACUAAAUUCUCUUCUCCUAACAUGUAUCGAAUGUCCUAAUGAGUGUUUUUCAUCAUCCAUGAUAGAAAAUUUAGUUACAAAACUGUCGAGUGUAAAAAAUAGUUGCGUGGAUCAAGUUUUAGGCCUUUAUUAUUUAAAAUAUGAAAAGGACUAUGUAAAAGCAAAAAUGUAUUUAUCUCGUGGAAUGGCUGCUGGCCAGUUUAGUAGUUCGAUGCAGUUAAUUAAAGUAGAGUGCCUGUUGCAACCAGUUAACCAAUUUCCUUUUGUGAAAACACUAAGUAUGAUGUAUGAGGUUUUUCAAAACCCAAAUAGAAGGCUAAUAAUAAUUUCACAAAUAUUGUUAUAUUACACAAUAAUAGAAAAUAAUCCUAAACAAAUAUUGUGGUAUCUAAAAUUGUACCUUGAUGAAGACAUUGAAGAUACAUUUAAAAAGCGUAAUUUAAUUUUUACUCGUCCACUCUUUUAUACAGACAGAUAUUGCAGACCAAAUAAAUUUCUGAAUGAACUAUCUGUAAAUCUUAAAAAAAUAAUGAACAAUAAUGACCUGAGUAAAGAAGAAAAAAACACAUUUGAUCGGUUCAAUAAGAUAUUAAAAUUGAAUAUUGAUGACAAUCAUUUUAAUGAUAAUAAAACCUUUGUUCCUAAAAACAAUGAUUCUUGGCGGAAAAAACGAGUUGAUUUGUCAGAAAAAAAGUGUAAUGAAAGUCAUCAACAGAAAAAUGAGUCUUGGAGAAGAAAGAGAGACCCAAAGCCAUGAAUAAUAUGUCAAUCAUUUAGGUAUCUGAUGGGUGAUAUAAAAAGAUAAUUUUUAUGAUUAAUUAAAAUGGGAUUCUUCAUUAAAAUAUUAAAAUUUGCAUAAAUUGGUUUAUAUUUUACAAGACUAUUUACCUAUUGUAUCUACUAUGUUUUGUUUAAAAUUUUAAAAUAAAAAUACAAGGUCUCGAAUG
This is a messenger RNA of Acyrthosiphon pisum (pea aphid), 1326 nucleotides long. RefSeq lists its product as uncharacterized. Bases 30 to 1136 code for a protein of 368 amino acids. The transcript is spliced from 4 exons. NCBI's taxonomy places the organism in Eukaryota, Metazoa, Arthropoda, Insecta, Hemiptera, Aphididae. The record is from RefSeq and is a predicted model, not a curated record.